UUUAGACUAUAAUAAAUAGCUGAAAGUCCCACAGCUUCCAAAGACUGAGAAAAAUGUCAUCACCACAGGGUAUCUAUAAGAGAUGCGAGGAACCCGAGGAACAGGGGAAGAACCCAAGGAAGAUAUUUGAAACAGCAGGUAAUUUCCUGCCACAAAGCUUCCGAGGUGGUUCAGGAGUAUCCCUGCCGAUCAUUUCUCUUGUGACCAUUGCAUCAUUUUUGCUAUGGAUCAUCACUGUUGCUGUGAUGGCAUCAAAAUAUUCUAAGAUUUCCAAGGAACUAGAAGAACUGCGUUUGAAUCAAACUUUGCUGACUAAAAAUGGUCUCAAUUCAGAGAAGCAGUUGCAGCACCUCCGCUCCGACCAUAAUUCUUACGAAUCAUCAGUAAAUAACACCCUAAAAAAGCUGGAGGAAAGUCACAAUAGCCUGAAAAAGAAUGUGAAUGAAAACAUAAAACAGAUAGACACUCGAAGUGAAGGAAAUGGGAAGGUAGUCAUUGAAUUAAUCAAUGCAGUUUAUCAGAUUAACGCUUCAGGCUGCCAGGUAUGUCCAAAAGGUUGGCUGCUGAACAAAGAAAAAUGCUACUAUUUCCAGAUGGGGAGUGAAGCCUGGUCUCAGGCACAGAGGAGAUGUGAGGCUUAUGGAGGCCAACUGGUUGUCAUUGAUGGUUGGAGUGUGGAGAAUUUUCUUACUGCACAUACAAAAGGCAAGACAUUCUGGAUUGGUCUAAGUGAUAUGCACUCUGAAAACGAGUUCAUUUGGGUAGACAAAAGCACUCCAUCAUUUACCGCUUGGAAUGUAGGAGAACCCAACAAUAGUGGACAUGGGCAAGACUGUGUAGUGAUAAAUUCUAAUGGCCGAUGGGAAGAUCGUGAAUGUGGAAGAAGUGUAGAUGGCUGGAUUUGUGAAAAGCCCUGGAAGUGCUAAUUGUAUCCAGUAAGAGGAAGACUCAACAUUCAGCAUUCGUAACCCAUGUGUAUUAUUUUGAGCUUUCUUAUUUUUAUUGUCUUUUAUUAGUUUUCUGUAUUUUGCUUUACUGAAGACUAUCAAUAUAUGGUGCAGCAUAACUAUUUCGGUAAACAAUUCUUUGAAUAAACCGAGAGCUCAGCCUAGAACAAGAAUGGGCAGGCUUUAGGUGUGCAGGAGCUAUUGGGGUUCUUUUUACCAGAACAAGCUACAAAAAUAGGAGUUCAGGACUACAGACAAAGAAUUGAGGAACAAGUUGUGCUUCUGAACAGAGAACUAAUGGAUUGGCUGUCAGCAGCACAGUUGGAGCUUACACACAAAUUAUUUCACACAUUGACGUUCCCCUCUUACAAGCACUGCUGAUUUUAGCAACCUCACAGGGCAACAAUUUUUAUUAAAUUAUCAUGAGUCACAAACUUCUACUAAUUUGCUAGGUAAAUUACUUGGAGAUCAGCUAAUAUGCCCAAUUUCUGCUCAUCCUGUGUAGAAAACAUAAAAUCGAAGUUGUCUAGUUUAGUAAAGUUUAAUCUUUGCUAGCCUAGGAAAUUUUAGUUUUCUGUUCUAUAGUUUUUCAUUUUUCAUUGAAGCACUCCUAAAAAGUAUCUAAAUAAUCCCAGAUUUUCCAAAAUACAGUUUGAAGAAUCUCUAGUAUGGAUUCCCCGGAGUUUCAUAAACAAAUGCAAAGGGAUCUCUCUUGUGAUAAAAUAUUUGUAAAUCCUUCGAUUAGAAUAAUGAUUUUUCAGCUUAAGAAUCCAUAGUAUUAUUUGGCACACUUUCAAAACUCCCUUGAGAUUUCAAAUUAAAAUAACAGAUUUCCAAGUGUGUGAUUUCAAUAGACAGGUACCUAAUUGCAAUUGUUAUCUGUCUUUGCUACUUUCAACAAAUCUGGCAGCAUCUUGGGAAUCAAUGUGUGUUACUUUAGGUUUUAUGAUAGAAGGAGCGUGAUAUAAUUUCACUAAAUUUAAAAAAAUUAAAAUAGGACAAAAGGUUUCAUACAUACAGAAUUCCAUCACCUUAUAGAACAAUAUUACCUUCAAAACUGUAAAGCUAAUGGACCCAGGUAAAGAAACUCCAGGUCCAGAAACAUGAAUCUAUACAUGACACAUACAUUUGUGAUGGUAAUCUAUCUUCAAAAUACAACUGUUACUUAGGAAAUAGAUGUAACAAUGUGCAAAAUCACAGGACUGACUGAGUUUAAGGUGAGCACUUGGUACAGAAUAAUUCAUGACACUGAAAAUAUUUGAGAAGUAGAAGGCAUCAGCACAGCAGUUAUGGAUUCAAAUUGGUGCAGAACUUUUUUAUCAAUUGUAUAAUGUGCAAAUCUAUACAAUAAUAAAAUUUAAG
This is a messenger RNA of Notechis scutatus (mainland tiger snake), 2309 nucleotides long. RefSeq names its product low affinity immunoglobulin epsilon Fc receptor. Lineage: Eukaryota; Metazoa; Chordata; Lepidosauria; Squamata; Elapidae. The record is from RefSeq and is a predicted model, not a curated record.